AUUGAUAUUACUUCGACAUCACCGCAGGCGUUGCUGAACCGAUGCCGAACCGACGGUCAACACAAAUGUAUCUCCGACAGACAUCAUACGCACGAACUAGUUCUCAUCUGCAACCAUGGCCCACAGGUUCACUCAAGAAUAUUUCCAGAUUCCUGCCGUUACCAGAGCUUAUACUACAGCUUGUGUCCUGACAACAGCUGCCGUGCAACUUGAGGUCAUCACCCCCUUUCAGCUUUAUUUGAACCCGGACCUUAUAAUAAGAAGAUACCAGGUUUGGCGUUUAAUCACAAAUUUUCUUUUUUUUGGCUCACUUGGUUUCAGUUUUUUGUUUAACAUCAUCUUUCUUUAUCGUUACUGCCGCAUGCUGGAGGAGGGAUCUUUUCGUGGGCGCACUGCAGAUUUUGUAUGUAUGUUCCUAUUUGGAGGUGUCCUCAUGACUUUAUUUGGCGUCUUUUCCAACCUCUUCUUCCUGGGCCAAGCCUUCACCAUCAUGCUAGUGUAUGUGUGGAGUAGGAGGAACCCUCACAUACGCAUGAACGUCUUUGGCCUUCUUAACUUCCAGGCACCCUUCCUCCCCUGGGUGCUCAUGGGAUUCUCACUGCUUCUUGGAAACUCUGUUGUGGUCGACCUUCUAGGAAUCGGAGUUGGACACGUGUACUACUUCCUAGAGGAUGUGUUUCCGAAGCAGCCUGGAGGCAGGAAGCAUCUAACGACGCCUGAACUCCUGAGGACCUGGCUCGAUAGCCCAGACGAGGACCGUGGGUACUCUCCUCUACCAGAGGACAGAGAGCAGGACGGAGAGUUGUGGCAAGACCAAGGUGGUGAGGAAGAGCCCAACGAGUAGCAGCAUGAGUACAGCCUUCCUAAACACUAUGCCCAGGGAUAUUCUCCAUGUCCUCUCAUAGUAGCAAAGAACAUUGGGAUAAUCAGGUUACAUUCUCAUGAAGAAUGGUGAUUUAAAGGAGGAUGCGGUGACUACUGUAGUUUGCUUACAGUAAGCUAUGUAACUUCAGAUAGCAGACUUGACCAACAACAAUAUAUUAUACUGUUGUAUUUCUAAACAUUAUUUGUCUCAUUAUAUUUGAGGUGCCAAGGCAGAUUGUGCUCAUUGUAUACAUAAAAUCGAAUUUCUCGGUGUCCAAUAGCAACAAAAAUAUUAUUACCUAGAUGCAGUAAUAUCAUUUCAUAUUGGUUCUUGGAAAAUAGAACAAUAAAAAAUAAGUGUUUCAGUGGAUUUAGCUUCUAGCCAUUCCCAGUGAGGUCAAUAUACAAGGCCCUCUGGUUAUGCUGAACUCAUUCGUAAAUCUGCCGACUAUUUGGAAUUCUAUUACCUAGAGAACCUGCACGGUCUGCGCUUUUCAACGACUGCCUUUGUGGUUUGACACACUCGGGCCAAAAUAGAAACAGUUUAGCACAACAACACAAAACUGGGUCAAAAGGAAUGUUGUAAGCAUGACCCAAGCAUAUAAUACUCUACAAUGACAUGGAGGAAAAACAUUUUUCAUUGGUUUUAAAUAAUUAAAACAAUCAGUUAAAAAAUAAUUACAAUUGGAAGGUAAUCAAAAUCAUUUACUAAUUUUUUUUUUAUUAUUCAAAUGUACAAAAGGACAACAAAUACAACAUAUAUUCUCUGAGA
Messenger RNA from Hypomesus transpacificus, 1636 nucleotides. It is a transcript of the gene derl3, whose product is annotated as derlin 3. The record is from RefSeq and is a predicted model, not a curated record. Gene Ontology annotation, cellular component: Hrd1p ubiquitin ligase ERAD-L complex; endoplasmic reticulum membrane. The transcript is spliced from 7 exons. NCBI's taxonomy places the organism in Eukaryota, Metazoa, Chordata, Actinopteri, Osmeriformes, Osmeridae. Gene Ontology annotation, biological process: endoplasmic reticulum unfolded protein response. Bases 116 to 844 code for a protein of 242 amino acids. Gene Ontology annotation, molecular function: misfolded protein binding; ubiquitin-specific protease binding.